AAGUCUUGAAGAUUUCAGCCAAUCAGUUAUCAGUAUUGGAUAAGUGAUGAAGCUGUUUACAAAUGGCUAACAACAGGAUCUAGCGAUCAAAAUAUUUGGAGAAAGCGAAAUGACUGAGAAAAUGCAGGCGAAUUCCGGCACACAGGCUGCUGCUUUUGACAUGCUGAUGUCUUCCAUUGGCAGCCUUCUUACACCUGUUGUGCAACAGUUGAUAAAUAGUGAUCCUGGCUUGGUACAUCUAAAGGGAUGGCACGGUAUGACUGCACUCCACAGAGCCUGUCUGAUUGGAGACUACAACAUUAUCCUUAUGUUGAUUCAAGCAAAUUCAGAUGUGAAUGCUCUGACAGAUUUCAAUGAGACGCCUCUCCACUAUGCUAGUAAAAGAGGCAUACCUACUAUUGUCCAUUUACUUCUCCAGUGUGGAGCAAAAUAUGAAAUGAAAGAUGACCAUGGGAGGAGAGCACUACAUCAUGCUGCUGAAAGUGGAGCUGUACAAGUGUUUCGCUAUUUUGAGGAUGCUUUUCAAGUGAAUACCAGAGAACUGGACAACAACUCUAUGAGCCCUUUACACAUUGCCUGCUCUCAUGGACACGUGGAAUUGUUCCUUUAUUUGAUGAUGAAAGGCAGAAGUGAUCUUCGACAAGAGGACUCUGAAGGAAAUCUGGCCAUUCACAUCGCAGCGAAGGCAGGAUUUGGAAACAUGACUUGGCAAAUGUUGAAAAUUUUGGGAGUUUCAGUCCUCAAGAAGAGAAAUAAAGCUGGUUACACAAUGUUGGACUUGGUUCAACAAAAUGACAGGCAUGGUAACAGAGAGCUGGCCCCAGUGUUAAAACAUUAUGCAGACAAACCUGAGCACACCAAAGUGGAUGGUCCUGUUUACACAUGGUACUUUCUGCUGUUGUACCCGGCGGUCCUCUAUACAGUGCUCAUUACGAUCAUACAACAACUCUCGUCAUACCAGUAUGUUGUGCUCUUGGUGGGAAUGCUUCAAGUGUGGAUACAGAUGAAAGGACUCAGUCACAGAAUUCCAGAUAUUUCUCGGUGGCCGAAUCCAUUUUUUACUGGUUUCUUCUAUGGUGGGAUACUUCACACAACGAUAUGUUACUUCUGGCUACUUUUCCCAAAGGGCUACACCAAUUUGUUAGUGCUAUUGUUAUCUGUGACCUUAUGCCCUAUGCUUCAUGUGGUCUUCUUUAGACUUUUAUUAACGGAUCCAGCAUCUGUUGCGUCCACUGCUUUCAACCCAAGGACUGGAAAGCCAUUGACUAUCAUUGAUUUAUGCAUGACCAGAAAUCCACAAUACAGAUUUUGUACUUACUGUGAUAUAAUAACAUCUUUGAAUGUCAAACACUGUAAGCUGUGUGACAAGUGUUACUACAGAAUGGACCACCACUGUCUGUACCUACUGAAGUGCGUCGCUGGGGACAACCACCCUCGCUUUGUUUGGCUCAUCAUCCUGGGCUUCUGCAACAUGGUCUGCUACUGUAUCGGCUUCUGCAUCUACGUCUACAUGCUGUACUGGGGCCAGAGCAUGGCGGAUACCUUCACCUCACUGAUCCACCAUGAGGCAUGGCCGAUGUCUUUGUUCUUCCUCAACACUUGCUCUGCCGCUUGGUGUGCCAGUUUGAUUCACUACCAGUUUGAUGUCGUCACCCGAGAAUGCACUUCUUACUUCUCUGAGACUAAUGAUACAUACUUUAAGAUGACGAGAAUGCAGAAGGUGGAAAAUUUUGUUCACUUUCUGCUAAGCAAACCUCUUCCCCAUAAAAAUCCAUCAUCUCCCUUUGGGAACCAAAAGGCUGUUGGUGAAAUAGUUUGAGGUAGUAUCUUUGUAUAGAAAUAUGUAAAGAAACAUGAUUAAUCUUAAAGCUGUAGGUAGUCUUUAAUUCCAAGAAAGAGGCAAUAUGUGGACACAUAGGCUACUUUGUCACAUAUAUGAGAUGAGGUGAAUGUAACAAUGAGUGAAGGGGACUAUGACUGUCAUUGUGGUUUUGAUACUGAAAGAAUGCAGAAAAGAAAAUGAAGAUGGAUAAUAUGAAGGGAAUUGUCACAGGGUACAGGUGCCCUUGUGGUUCUUUGAGGAAACUGAGUUUGAUGAGUGGUUUGUUGUGUUAUUUACUAACAUGUUUUAUAAAGAGUAUGAAUUAACACUAAUGUAUACUGGAAAAGAGAUGUACAAAUGAAGUGAUUGGCAUCUUAGAUCCUUUUGUUUUGUGGAUAUUGUCUUUUGAUACUGAUAACUCUUUUAUCAAAUUUGUCUGGCUAAGGGAUAAGGAUUAUCUUAUAUAUUUAAAAAAUCACUUUCAACAAUCAACGUGUCCUUAAACUCUAUGCACACAGAAUAAUCUGUUUUGUAUGUGUAUGGCCACACAAGGCUGUGGUGAGCUUAGUAAUAUGAAAGAGAUUAAAGAUGUGAUAAAUAUUCGACUUUCAUACAGUAAGAUAUCACAUUGAUAAUACAGUGCAGCCUCUCUAUAACGACAUUCUUGGGACCAGAAAAAAAUGUCGGGCAACCAAAAAUUACUAAUGAUAUAUAUAAAAGGAAAAAAAUUGGGGACUGGGCACCAUGUUGCUUUACAAAGGAUGUCGCUAUAUUGAAGGUCGUUAUAGAGAGGCUCCACUGCACUUGGAUAGUGCUGACUUUGUUGGAGCACAUUUGUUAAUCUAUCACGGCAGUGGCAGAGUAGCGUGUAGACGUGCAGGGUGUUGUACAUGAGCAUCAUGUAAAACCUAUUUUUGCAGGACAAGGAACUUGGCUCAUGAAGUAAAAAAAUUGAAGGUACAUACGUUGGCAGUUAAAUGAGGAAGUGAGUAAACACUCCCAGGCCGUACCACAGGUGGUGGAUUUUGUUUUAGAAAUAAAGGGUUUUGUCCUUAGCUCACUUUUGUGGACAUGUGUCAUUGCAAAACUAAUGAAAACAGUAGAGAAAUGAACUGUCUACACAACUCUUUUCUUUAGUUUCCUACUGACAGACAAAUGUUGCAAACAUCAAAACCAAUACUCAUUUUAUUUAUGAGAACUGAGAGAGAUUUUCCAAAUGUAUUGCUGUUUUAAGACAAUAUUAAUUAUUAUUGCUGUAAACAUUUAAAUGCAUAAUUCAUGAGUUGUUUGUAGACAACAGGCUCUUGAAAUCCUUAUGUUGACUGCGUUUAUUCUUUUGCUGUGACAUUACAAUAGUAUUAAAGAGUUAACUGGUCAUUUCCACUUUUUUAACAUUUUAUUUCAGAUGACAAUGACACUGUCAUUCAUAGCUUUGCUUGAAAAUAUAAACGAUUGAAUGGAAGAUUAAAUAAGAAGUUGAGUGCAUUGGAAGGAUGGUAAAAUGAGGUGAUGAUAAAUAGAUAUUGCUUCAGUCAUUUUUGGUUUACUCCUAAAUAUGUAAUUGUAACAUUAUUGUACAUAGCAGCUCUUCUAUGAAACCUGAAAUAUAAAAUGAAUCUACACUGGAACAGUGUACUCUUCAAGGAAAGUAGGCUACCAUUUCUGUCCUGUGUACGGUUCUCAUGUUGAUAGACAGUCUUUUUUCUAGUGUAGGUCAUAUGUAGUCACAGAUUUCUCUUGGGGAUUAGGUUUUCUGUCUUAACCUUCUGUUCCUGCUUCCUUUUUGCUCUUUGCGAUUUCACAA
Molecule: messenger RNA, 3626 nt
Organism: Aplysia californica (California sea hare)
Lineage: Eukaryota; Metazoa; Mollusca; Gastropoda; Aplysiida; Aplysiidae
Product: putative ZDHHC-type palmitoyltransferase 6
Exons: 9
Coding region: 110-1819 (569 amino acids)
Biological process (GO): protein palmitoylation
Cellular component (GO): Golgi membrane
Molecular function (GO): protein binding; palmitoyltransferase activity
Source: RefSeq, a predicted model, not a curated record